AUGAAAAACAUUGAAUUGCUCAUCUCUACUUCUGGUGUGGUUAACCAUCACAGCAUGCUUAAAGCCAUGCAGACAUAUAGGCUGCUUGAAAUAAAAAAUCUUGUCUGGGAGCUGGAGUGGCUUAUGGAAGAGGCCUUUCAGAGCACCCCGUGCAAAUGCGCGCAGAACAAAGGCAAUACCAAGAAAGGAAAAGGCAGUGCUGGUUGCAAGCAGUCUGAAAUAGAGGAAAAGAUUCUCUUUAAAAAAGCACAGAAUGCACACCUUUUUAAGUAUCUGGCAGCAAAUGGCGUAAACCAAAUAAGCUCUCUAUCAAAGCAUGUUAGAAACAUUAUGCAUGUAUAUAUAGAAGAAGAGUUAAAUAGCGACCAAGAAUUGGGCAAGAGUGCACAGAGGCUAGAAAGAGAAGUAAAUACAGAUGCUGCCACACUACUCACCUUAUCAGCAAGCUAUCCCCAGAGACCGCCACACUUGAGCAGCUUGCAGCAAUAA
Molecule: messenger RNA, 489 nt
Organism: Nematocida parisii ERTm1
Lineage: Eukaryota; Fungi; Microsporidia
Exons: 1
Coding region: 1-489 (162 amino acids)
Source: RefSeq, a predicted model, not a curated record